Molecule: messenger RNA, 1431 nt
Organism: Penaeus chinensis
Lineage: Eukaryota; Metazoa; Arthropoda; Malacostraca; Decapoda; Penaeidae
Product: acid-sensing ion channel 4-A-like
Exons: 7
Coding region: 43-993 (316 amino acids)
Biological process (GO): sodium ion transmembrane transport
Cellular component (GO): membrane
Molecular function (GO): ligand-gated sodium channel activity
Source: RefSeq, a predicted model, not a curated record
UGUGAGGACAUCAUUCUCGCUUGCUUCAACAUCAAAACUUUCAUGAGCAGCGAAGAAUGUUGCAGCACCUUCCUCACGCCCACCAUCACGCCCAGUGGCAUCUGCUUUUGGGGAAACUUCACGCCCACUUUCGACCAGACGAUGGAGACUGCACAGACGGGCUUGUCUCUCAUGCUCAACGCGCCGAAGGCGACGGAAACCUUCGACUGGACCAUCGUCGAGGAUGACUUCUUCCCGACCUCGAGCGGCCUGACCCUGUCGCUCCUCUCGAACGUGACCCAGCCGAGCCUCCACAUCAGCGAGGCCCUCCCUGUCGGCGGCGGGGCUCACGUCAGCGUCGCCGUCGAUUACUCGGUCAUGGACAACCGCGGCCUAACAAAGGACAUCUGGCCGUGGUCGCAGCCUACGUGCGUGUCCAUCUCGUCGCCGCGCCCCCAGCUUCUCAACACCACCGAGAACUGCGUCUCCAGCAACAUCUUCAGCAGCCUCGUCAGGUAUGGGAAAUGCCUCCCGCUGCUAGUCUCCGAGGAUUACUUUCCGGGCACAGACAAACUCGGACCCUGCUUAAUCGACAACAUGUUAGCAGUUCCGGCAAAAUCGAGCGGGACGCUGCCCCCCUGCCCCGAGAUCUGCCACGCCGAGGAAUUCCGCAGCCGCGUGGUCAGCGCCCCCCUCAAGGCCGGGUUCUCGUCUCGUUCUGCAGGCAGGUCCCAGGGCCUCUUCAGCCAGGUGGUGUCGUCGAGGAGGAACUCGUCUGGCAGGGACUUCGAUAACCUGACAGUAUCUGUGGUGACCGUGUAUUAUCCCUCGCUAACCUACAGGGAGAUUAUCCAGUCGAAGCCCAAUUUGGAAAUGUGGUUUAGCAGUAUCGGCGGGCACAUUGGUAUCUGCAUCGGCGCCUCCGUCAUCUCUGCCAUUGAAAUCCUCUGCUUCGUCGCGACUGUCUGCUUCUUGGUCUUCAAGAAAUUUGUUAAGACGCUCUGCUCUUGUUAGUGAGUUUUUGUCGAUUUCUCUAAAGAGGGGUUUCGUGUGACUUUUUUUUCAAAUUGUCUUUUGUGAUUGUAGUUGUUUUUGGUCUUAUUAAUAUUAUCAUUCUUAAAUCAGCAUUUUAAACUGUUUAAAAAAACAACAAAAAACUAUUCAACUAUUCCUAAUAUUUCUAGUCUCUUGCUUUAUAUACAAAAUAAAAAAGUAUAUAUGUGUAUGAUAAAUAAAUACAUUUAGAUUUAUGUAUUGCAAAAUUAAAUAUUUUCAUGAUUUACUUGACAUAUCCCAGUGCUAUUUCAAAAAAGUAAAGUUUUCCAUUUUAUAUUGCACUUACGAUAACAACACCUAUAUCCUGAGUGUGAGAUUCUGCUGCUUUGUAUGCUAUUCCUUCGUGUAAUGAGAAAUUUCAGAAAAAUAAUUUAAACCAAGGUGUAUUUCUGUAUU